AUACUGACAUGUUCCCAUUAAUAGUCCUAGCCCUGCUCGCUGGCGGAGCAUACGGCUGUGGCGUAUCCACCAACCAGCCAGCGCUGUCCAGAGUUGUAAAUGGUGCUGAGGUAGUUCCACACAGUUGGCCUUGGCAGGCCUCUGUCCAAUACACCUACAAUGGCUACUGGUACCACACGUGUGGAGGGACACUUAUUGCACCCAACUGGGUCCUGACAGCAGGUCACUGCAUUAGCUCUUCCUACACUUAUCGAGUGAUGCUUGGAAAACACAACUUCAGAGUUCUGGAGGACGGGCAGAAAACAAUCAGUGUUACUAAACUUAUCAACCACUCAAGAUGGAAUCAAAAUAAUCUAGGCAAUGGAUUUGAUAUCUCCCUCCUAAAACUGUCAGAGAGCGUGGAAUACAGCGACACCAUACAGCCAGCAUGCCUGCCCCCUGCCGGACUCAUUCUAUCACAUAACACUGCAUGUUACGUUACAGGAUGGGGUAACCUACAGACCAAUGGUCCGUCUCCAGAUCAGCUGCAGCAGGGGCUCUUACUAGUGGUUGAUCACGCCACCUGCUCCCAGUCUGACUGGUGGGGCAGAACUGUGAAGACCAACAUGAUUUGCGCUGGUGGAGAUGGAAUCAUCUCCAGCUGUUACGGUGAUUCUGGAGGACCUUUGAACUGCAGGAAUUCAAAUGGUGCCUGGGAGGUCCACGGUGUGGUCAGUUUUGGUUCCUCUCUCGGCUGUAAUUACUACAAGAAGCCCUCUGUCUUCACGAGAGUGUCCGACUUCAACAGCUGGAUCAGCACGACAAUCGCGUCCAACUAAAAACAUCCAGGGAUUCCUCUACCAGUAUUUUGUCAAGUAUAAACUGUGAAUAUUAUUUGAGAUAAUAAAAUCCUGUGAUUUCUUAAAUACACAUUUUCCUUAAA
This is a messenger RNA of Pelobates fuscus (common spadefoot toad), 922 nucleotides long. RefSeq names its product chymotrypsin-like elastase family member 2A. Gene Ontology annotation, molecular function: serine-type endopeptidase activity. Lineage: Eukaryota; Metazoa; Chordata; Amphibia; Anura; Pelobatidae. The transcript has 8 exons. The record is from RefSeq and is a predicted model, not a curated record. Gene Ontology annotation, biological process: proteolysis. The coding region runs from base 9 to 818 and encodes 269 amino acids.